Messenger RNA from Parasteatoda tepidariorum (common house spider), 1065 nucleotides. It is a transcript of the gene Der-2, whose product is annotated as Derlin 2. The record is from RefSeq and is a predicted model, not a curated record. NCBI's taxonomy places the organism in Eukaryota, Metazoa, Arthropoda, Arachnida, Araneae, Theridiidae.
CUUCAACUUAACAAAUACCCUUAAGCUGACGCCGCUAUAAACAAAUCGAAUUGAUAUGUAAACAACUUGCUAAUAUUUGGUUAUUUUUAAAAUAAUUUUAUUUUAUUAAUUGGCAAAAAAAAAGUUAAAAGCAAAUAAAUUCUUUCUACUCGGUAUUUUAUAGUUUGUCACUUCUUAUUUAUUAGAUAAAGAUUGGGGUAAUGUAAUUUAGACUCUUAACGAGUAUCGUAUCAUUCCGAAACUAGAACUUAAUCAAAAUUUAAAACAAUGGCUCAUGAACUCCAGCAAGAGUAUAUGGAUAUGCCCAUUAUUACCAAAGCCUAUACCACAGCAUGUGUUCUUACUACUACUGCCGUUCAACUGGAUCUUGUCUCUCCAUUCCAGCUGUACUUUAAUCCAGAUCUUAUUAUUAAGAAUUAUCAGGUUUGGAGGUUGGUUACAACUUUUCUAUUUUUUGGUGGAUUUGGUUUUAAUUUCCUUUUCAAUAUUAUUUUCACUUAUCGCUAUUGUCGAAUGUUAGAAGAAGGCUCUUUUCGUAACCGACCUGCAGAUUUCUUUUUUAUGUUUUUAUUUGGAGGUGCAUUAAUGAUUGUUAUUGCUGUGUUUGUCAACUUGUUAUUUUUAGGACAAGCUUUCACUAUAAUGUUAGUUUAUGUUUGGAGUCGACGAAAUCCGUAUAUACGGAUGAAUUUUUUUGGACUUCUGAAUUUUCAAGCCCCCUAUUUACCUUGGGUUUUACUUGGUUUCUCUCUUCUUCUUGGAAAUUCCAUCAUGGUUGAUUUAAUGGGUAUUGCUGUAGGACAUGUGUAUUACUUUCUGGAAGAUGUAUUUCCAAAUCAGCCUGGAGGAAUGAGACUUCUUAAAACACCAUGGAUUAUAAAAUAUAUCUUUGAAAGUCAGAAUGCUAAUACAGUGCAAUCACCGCCCCCUCCAGAGGAGAGGCCUGGUGGAUUUCAAUGGGGAUGAUCUAACUUAAUUUUUUCACUCUUUUGUAACAUAUGUAAUCUAAUUUUAGCUUUCACUAAUGUACAUUUUGUAUAAUUAAAAUAUUUUCACAUAGUUUUA